Molecule: messenger RNA, 2918 nt
Organism: Rhododendron vialii
Lineage: Eukaryota; Viridiplantae; Streptophyta; Magnoliopsida; Ericales; Ericaceae
Product: protein NPG1
Exons: 6
Coding region: 324-2432 (702 amino acids)
Molecular function (GO): protein binding
Source: RefSeq, a predicted model, not a curated record
AUCGGUUAAUUGGCAAUUUGGCACCCAGACAGGUUUUCUCAUCGUUUCCCUCUCUCUCAUCAUCACCUCCUCUCCCUGAUCUACAUUCUCCAAUUAUCACAAACUGAUCCCUCCUCUCCCUGAUCUACAUUCUCCAAUUAUCACAAACCCAGCGAUUUUCAAGCAAAUAAUUAGCUCAGAGAGUUGAUUCAUUUCCUAAUCACAACUUCCGGAUUUACAGCAUCACCUCUUCAAUUUGAGGAAUUUGAGCGGAUAGAUUGAUGAUUUGGCAUUGGGGAAUGAGCUUGUUAUGGUGAUAUUUUGUGUAUAAUAGAGAAAAAGAGAUGCAGGAAAGCCAAUCCCCGGUAGGAGGUGAAUCUGAGAAGGAGGAGGAGGUGGGCAUGGCCGUUCGAGAAGUGUGUGCGAACGGACUUUGCAUGAAAACCACAGAAGUUGAAGCAAAGCUCGAUGAGGGAAACAUUCAAGAGGCAGAAUCUUCAUUGCGGGAGGGCUUGUCCCUAAAUUUUGAGGAAGCAAGAGCUCUUCUUGGGAGGCUGGAAUAUCAAAGAGGAAAUCUGGAAGGUGCUCUUCGCGUGUUUGACGGUAUUGAUCUUCAAGCAGCGAUACAGAGACUUCAACCCAUUGCUGAGAAACUGCCAUCUAAGAAAGGCCGUCCACGGACUGAAUCAAUGCAUACUAUCUCUCAACAUGCUGCUAGCCUUGUGCUUGAGGCUAUAUAUUUGAAAGCCAAGUCUCUUCAAAAGCUUGGGAGAGUAACUGAUGCUGCUAAUGAGUGUAAAAGUGUGCUUGAUGCGGUGGAGAAGAUAUUCUAUCUCGGCAUACCCGAUGUGCUAGUGGACAAUAAGUUGCAAGAUACAGUUAGUCGCGCGGUAGAGCUCCUUCCAGAGCUUUGGAAGCAGGCUGGUUGCUACCAUGAAGCAAUGUCUGCUUAUAGACGUGCGCUACUGAGUCAGUGGAACCUUGAAAAUGACUGCUGCGCAAGGAUUCAGAAGGGAUUUGCGGUGUUUUUGCUGUAUAGCGGAGUGGAGGCUGGCCCACCUAGUUUGGCAGUUCAAAUUGAUGGAUCAUAUGUACCUAGAAACAAUCUGGAGGAGUCAAUUCUACUUCUGAUGAUUCUUAUGAGAAAGUUUUACCUCGGUAAGAUCAAAUGGGACCCUUCAGUGAUGGAGCACCUUACAUUUGCUCUAUCUUUGUGCAGCCAGACUUCUGUUCUAGCAAAACAACUUGAAGAGGUAAUGCCCGGGGUGUUUCACCGUGUUGAACGAUGGAAAACCAUGGCGUUUUGCUAUAGCGGAGCAGGACAAAACAAGGUUGCAUUGAAUCUAUUGAGGAAGUCUCUGCACAAUCACGAAAAACCAGAUGAUCUUACAUCUCUGUUGCUUGCUGCCAAAAUCUGCAGUGAGGAUGCCCUUCUUGCUGCAGAGGGUGUGGGAUAUGCACAGAGGGCAAUUGUGAAUGCACAGGGAAUAAAUGAACAUCUAAAAGGUGUUGGCCUUCGCAUGUUAGGUCUUUGUUUGGGCAAACAAGUCUCUUCCUCAGAUUUUGAGAGGUCUCGUCUUCAGUCUGACGCAUUAAAAUCGUUAGAUGGAGCGGUUGCCCUUGAGUGUAACAACCCGGACCUAAUUUUUGAGUUGGGAGUUCAGUAUGCAGAGCAUCGGAAUUUGAAUUUGGCUUUACGGUAUGCCAAACAGUUCAUUGAUGCAACAGGUGGAUCAAUUCUGAAAGGCUGGAGAUUGCUUGCCUUGGUUUUGUCUGCUCAACAGCGGUUCCCAGAGGCGGAAGUGGUGGCUGAUGCUGCUUUAGAUGAGACAACAAAAUGGGAGCAAGGACCGCUACUCAGGAUGAAGGCAAAGCUGAAAAUCGCACAGUCAUCACCCAUGGAUGCAAUUGAAACUUACCGUAACCUCCUUGCAUUGGUUCAAGCCCAGAGGAAAUCAUUUGGGCCUUAUCGGGGAAUGGAUCAGAUUAAUGAUGAUAAAGUAAAUGAAUUUGAAGUUUGGCAUGGUCUUGCAAACUUAUACUCCAGCCUUUCGCAUUGGAGGGAUGCAGAGAUAUGCUUGGAAAAAGCGAGAGCACUAUUUGAGUACUCUGCUGAAACACUGCACACAGAAGGUAUCAUAUGCGAAGCACGGGGACAAAUCCAAGAAGCUUUGGCUGCUUAUAUCAAUGCUCUUCUACUAGAACCAGGUUAUGUACCUUGCAAGAUCUUGAUUGGUGCAGUGUUGUCAAAGAUGGGCUCAAAGGUGCUGCCGGUUGCAAGAAGCUUACUCUCAGAUGCAUUGAGAAUAGAACCUACAAAUCGCAUGGCUUGGUAUUACUUGGGAGUGGUUCACAAGGACGAUGGACGAGUAGGUGAUGCUAUUGACUGCUUUCAGGCAGCCUCUAUGCUUGAAGAGUCUGAUCCCAUUGAAAGCUUCAGCUCCAUUUUGUAGUUGGUUUCAAUCAACCAGAGGUUCAAACCUUCUAAAUUUUCCCCUUCGGCUCUCCUCCAGUUUAAUGUAGACUGUCAAAGCAGCCGGCAUCAGUGUAGCUUGAUUCGUAUGGGUUUGGUUGCAUAUUCCUCUUCAAUCAUUUAGGCUGCAUUUGGUCUUUGACUUGUAGUGGAACUUGUGGAAGGAAAAGAAAAAGGUAUGGAAAACAGUAGAUAUGUAGAAGGAAAUCCCUUGCAUUUUCUUUCUCUUAUAGAAGUUUCUGCACAAAUGUAUGAUCCAAUCACGACCUAAGGCUCUUGAGUGUGAUGGAGAUUGUGAUCAGAAAGUAUGGAGAACUGGAUAUAACUUAUUCAAUUUGAUUUUGAACGGAGAUUGGAUUUUAGGCAGGUUGGCCAAGUGGGGCUUGUAAAUGUUUGUUGCUCGACUGAGUGAAUUCUUUGGAAAAUAGAUCAUUUAUUCAGGCUCUUUGAGAUUCUUUGUAGUAAA